ACUUGACAGCUUUAAUCAUCAGCAAUUUAACUCCCAUGUUAAUGUUGUAUCGAUUCCUCUCGAAAACCAAACCCUAGCUCGAAAUUUUAUCGGCAGCUGCCCGAUCUCCUUCCGCCGGGUUUGAAUCUGCGAGGGAGUACGGGACCGAUUCCAGAUCUUUGCGGCGUCCGCCGGAUUCGAACUCCAAGUUCAACCCGUACUAUCUUGCGUCAGAGUCGUAGCGUCAUCCAUCAUCCUGAAAUCGGACUAUAGAUCCUGCUGGCCGCACCUGAAGCAACUCCGGUUGUGCCACCUGUAAUUUUUGCGGCGGCGAAUGGGAGCAGGUAGGAUUUGCAGAGGCGGCUCCUCCGAUGGGCCAUCGUCCUCCAUAUCUACUUCGGCGCAACCUCCGUCGGAGACUUCGUCGACUUCCGUGACGCAGACGGUGAACGGUUCGCACGAUUUCAAGAUUACGGGCUACUCGCUUUCCAAGGGACUGGGGAUCGGCAGAUAUAUCGCCUCAGAUAUGUUCAUGGUUGGGGGCUACUCGUGGGCGAUUUACUUCUACCCAGACGGUAAGAGCCCUGAGGAUGGGGCGUCUUACGUGUCUUUAUUCAUCGCGUUGGCGAGCGAGGGAACGGACGUGAGGGCGCUGUUCGAGCUGGCGUUGCUCGAUCAGAGUGGGAAGGAGCUGCACAAGGUUCAUAGCCACUUCGGCCGUAAUCUGGAAGCCGGACCCUAUACCCUCAAGUACCGUGGGAGCAUGUGGGGCUAUAAACGGUUUUUCAAAAGAACCGCUUUAGAGGAAUCAGAUUAUCUCAAAGAUGAUUGCCUCUCAGUUAGAUGUAGUGUUGGUGUAGUCAAAUCACAUACUGAGGGGCCAAAGGUCUAUGACAUUCCUGUCCCACCAUCCAAUAUAAAUGAGCAUUUUGGUCAGCUUUUGGAGACAGUUGAAGGUACUGACGUCAGAUUUGAUGUUAAUGGAGAGAUUUUUACUGCACACAAGCUGGUCCUUGCAGCUCGCUCUCCUGUAUUCAUGGCCCAAUUUUAUGGUCCAAUGAAGGACAGGGACAAAGAUUGUAUAAAAGUGGAUGAAAUGGAAGCACCAGUUUUCAAGGCUUUACUCCAUUUCAUUUAUUGGGAUACCCUGCCUGACAUUGAGGAGCUUACUGGUCUUAGUGCAAAAUGUGCUUCCACAUUAAUGGCUCAGCAUCUGCUUGCAGCUGCUGAUCGAUAUGCUUUGGAAAGGCUUCGCUUGCUCUGUGAGGUUAAGCUUUGUGAAGAUGCUGCUAUAAACACAGUUGCAACUACCUUGGCUUUAGCUGAGCAGCAUCACUGUCAACAACUUAAAUCUGUAUGCCUGAAAUUUGUUGCUUUGCCUGAGAACCUGAGAGCUGUUAUGCAGACGGAAGGCUUCGAGUAUUUGAAAACUAGCUGUCCAUCCGUCCUGACACAGCUUUUGGAGUAUGUGGCUCGUAGCGGAGAGCACUGCGCCAUUACUCACGAAUAUAUAUCUCAAACGCUUGAUGGCGGCGACAGCAAUGGAAGGCGUGUCAAGCAGCGGCUAUAGUCUGGCCAACUCUCUGAGGUUGCACAGUCCUUGCGCUGUUCAUCUGUAAAUUUUGUUAUUCUUGUUCUUCUUUUUGUAUCUUUUCUUCAUUAAAAAAAAAAUCUUUCUUUUGUUUUUCUGGUACUAACUCUCCUUCAAAAUGUAUUAGAGAUGACUAAAUAUUUCCAAUUAGUACUGUAUUCCUCCCUUA
Molecule: messenger RNA, 1739 nt
Organism: Phalaenopsis equestris
Lineage: Eukaryota; Viridiplantae; Streptophyta; Magnoliopsida; Asparagales; Orchidaceae
Product: BTB/POZ and MATH domain-containing protein 1-like
Exons: 4
Coding region: 314-1549 (411 amino acids)
Biological process (GO): protein ubiquitination
Molecular function (GO): protein binding
Source: RefSeq, a predicted model, not a curated record